CUUAAAUGCACAUUCAACCUUGAGAUCAUCGGGGUGAAGAAGAAUCCUAAUGGUCCAAUGUAUACUUCACUAGGUGUUAUAACCAAGGGUACCAUCAUUGAGGUUAAUGUCAGUGAACUUGGUCUUGUCACUCCUGCUGGGAAAGUUGUAUGGGGUAAAUAUGCUCAGGUGACGAAUAAUCCUGAAAAUGAUGGUUGUAUCAAUGCAGUUCUCCUCGUGUAGUACCUUCUAGUAGAGAAAAUUUUGGUAAUUAUUUUAGAAGGGAACAAUUAUAUUGUCUGGAAAGGAACUUUGCUGUAACUCCAGUAGAAAAAAUUGGAUGUUUUAACCUAUUUUUACCCCUGUGCCUUUGUCAUCAACAUCACCUUGUUUUUUCUCAUUGUUGCAAUCAACUCCCCUCUAUGUAUCCUCUUUAAUUCAUUUGUUUGUUCCCUUACACAUGCAUCAACAUCUAUCCAGCUUGAAAUAUGGGAAAUUAUGUUACUUCAUCAUAA
Nicotiana tabacum (common tobacco) is the source of this 494-nucleotide messenger RNA. NCBI's taxonomy places the organism in Eukaryota, Viridiplantae, Streptophyta, Magnoliopsida, Solanales, Solanaceae. The record is from RefSeq and is a predicted model, not a curated record.